This is a messenger RNA of Stylonychia lemnae, 1539 nucleotides long. The record is from the annotation of a GenBank genome assembly. NCBI's taxonomy places the organism in Eukaryota, Ciliophora, Spirotrichea, Sporadotrichida, Oxytrichidae.
AUGGAAAAAAGUUCACAUUAACCUGAAGAAGAGCAAAAGUAGACUGCUCAAAAGCAAGAUUCCAACACUAUUAUGCAAACUCCACUGUUCUUAAACCUUGAAGAGAACACUCCUUCUGAGGAAAUCGAAUCAUUGUGCAUGAAUUGCCAAGAAAUGGGAAAAACUAAGUUUUUAUUCACAAAGAUUCCGUUCUUUAAGGAAAUCAUCUUAUCAUCAUUUGAAUGCCCUAAUUGUGGAUGGAAGAACACAGAAAUCCAAUUUGGAGGCAAAAUUGCAGACUUUGGCAUCAGAUAUGAACUUAAAGUUGUAAACUAAGUGAAUAUGAACAGAAGCGUUGUUAAGUCAGAGAAUGCUACCAUCAGAAUUCCUGAGUUAGACCUUGAAAUUCCACCCGAAACAUAAAAGGGAACCAUUAACACACUUGAGGGAUUCAUUGCUAAAACUAUUGAAGGACUUUAAGAUCUUCAAGAAGAGAGAAGAAAAGUUGAUCCAGCCACAGCAGAGAAAAUUGAUGAUUUCGUCAACCGCAUGCAAGACUAUAUUGAUGGCAAAAAGUUCCCUUUCACUUUUAUUGUUGAUGACCCAUCAGGAAACAGUUAUGUUCAAAAUCCUAAUGCUCCAAGCAAGGAUGAAUACUGUACCACUGAAUUCUACCCUAGAUCAGCUGAUGACUAUAUCAAAAUGGGUUAUAACCCAGAAUUGGCAGAAUCCUAAGCUGAUGAAGAUAAAGCUAAGCAUGAUGAGUUCGUAAAGGACAAAUCAAAGUCUAGCUCCAGUAAGAUCAAAGCAAAGAAAGGCCAAACUCCAGAGGAAUAGGAGGCUAUUCUUGCCAAGAUUUAAGCUUAUGCAAGCAGAAAGAAGGAUGAGGAAAUCACAGCAAGCAAUAUGGAUUUCUCAAAGCCAAUGGAUGAUGCAUCAAAUACAUACGAAGACGAUGAUGUGAGAAAGGAAGUUAUGAGAUUUUCAACCUACUGCUAUUGCUGUUCAAAAGAAGGAGAAGCAAAAAUGUGCAUUGCAACAAUUCCAUUCUUCAAGGAAAUUAUUAUUAUGGCUUUCUGCUGCGAUUACUGUGGUUACAGAAACACCGAUAUCAAACACGGAGGUGGUAUUUCAGAUAAAGCUACAAGAAUUGUUUUCAAAUGCGAAAAGCCAAGUGAUCUUAACAGAGACGUUUUCAAGAGCGAUACAGGUAUUAUGGCAAUUCCAGAAUUAGAUUUCGCAAUGGCUCCAGGAACACUUGGAGGAGUCUACACUACCAUUGAAGGCUUGAUUGAUAAAGUUGCAGAUAACCUUGAAGAAUUCAAUCCAUUUGGCAGUGGAGAUAGCUCAACCAACAAGAAGUACGUUGAAUUUAUCAAGAAAUUAAGAGGAUUAAAAGAUAUGUCCACUCCCUUUACUUUAAUUCUUGAUGAUGCUCUUUCUAACUGCUUUAUUUAUAAUCCAUUUGCUCCAGAGGAUGAUCCACAAAUCAAUGUCACCGUCUACGAAAGAUCAGAAGAGCAAAAUGAAGAAUUAGGUAUCAAUGAUAUGAACUGUUGA